AUGCAAAGGGGUUUGGAUUCACAAACUAAAAAACAACUAGAAGAGGAGGAGAAGAAGAUAAUUAGUGAAGAACACUGGUAUCUUGAUUUACCAGAUCUAAAGGAGAAAGAGAGCUUUAUAAUAGAAGAGAGGAGCUUUAUGCCAUGUGAGGAUCUACUUUAUGGCAGAAUGUCCUUCAAAGGAUUCAAUCCAGAAAUUGAGAAGUUAAUGAUCCAAAUGAACUCUAGGUGCAAGGAAGAAGAAAUUGAAGUGGAUGAUAAAAUGGAGGCUGAUGUGUCAGAUGAAGAAAUGGCCAGAAGAUAUGAAACAUUAGUGGGAACAAUAGGGAAGAAAUUCUUGAGGAAAAGAGACCAGCGUGUACUCCAGGAUGAAGAUGAAGAUGGGAAUAGUAACACAAGACCUAGCAAAAAAGCUAAGAAAAAGUUCUUAAAACCUCAGGAUUAACGUCAGCUGCACAACUGGAGUUAAUAGAAAUGUUAUCUACCAAAUAUACUACCACGAACUGGAGAUUGUUUGGAGUUUUUGCUAUUUAAUGUAAAGGAUAGAUUUGUAAAUCUGAGUCUGUUCUCAUUGAAAUUUCUACCAUCCACACGACAAACAUUUUUCAAAGUGGGUGUGUAUGUAAUGGAUGUCAUACAUCCUUUCCUUUCUCAGCAGCUUUUAAUAUGUGGCGCACUAAUCCCAUCAGCCUUUUUAAUUGUGCAUAACUAGAUUGAGUGUCACAUGCAAUCGAGAGCAUGAUUAUUUACAAUUUAUGAUAACAUCUGAAAGAAGCAUUUGGAGUAAAGACGAGCUUUGUCCAAUCCA
Messenger RNA from Nipponia nippon (crested ibis), 807 nucleotides. The record is from RefSeq and is a predicted model, not a curated record. NCBI's taxonomy places the organism in Eukaryota, Metazoa, Chordata, Aves, Pelecaniformes, Threskiornithidae.